AAAUUCAACCACAUUUAAAAGAAAGCAAUGCAAUAAUCAUUUACAACCCCUUCUAACAUUCUCCUCUGCAACGAAAAAAUAGAGGAAGGAGAAACUACCAAAUGGCCACCAAAUCGUCCACUGAAUCCAAAGAAGAAGGCGCCGAUACGUCCAACUCGCCUUUCAUUUGGGCGGCGGAGAAAGCCACCGGAGCUUCAUUGGAGAAACUCUGCAUCGACGAGAUACUGCAGAAGUAUUGCGGCGAGUUCGGGCGAUGGCAACUGAGGCACUUCGUGCUCACCAGUCUGGCGUGGGCCUUGGAAGCCUUCCACACGAUGGUCAUGAUUUUCGCCGAUCGCGAACCAGAGUGGCGGUGCCUCGACGGCGCGGCCGAUUGGGAAUGCGACCCGAGCGCCAAAAGCGUGUGCGGGUUCGAACCGGGUUCGUGGGAGUGGAUGGGGGACUCAACCGUUGUGGAGUGGGGGUUGUUUUGCGCGGGUAAGUUUAAGGUCGGGCUGGUUCAGGCCGUCUUCUUCGGCGGCUGUAUGAUCGGUGCUGGAACAUUCGGUCACCUUUCAGACUCAGUGCUCGGAAGAAAAGGCUCUCUCACAGUGGUUUGUGCCCUAAACACCAUUUUUGGCACCUUGACAGCCUUCUCCCCCAGCUACUCUUUCUACAUCUUCUUUCGCUUCCUCACUGGUUGCAGCACCGGUGGCGUUGGUCUCUGCGCCUUCGUCCUCGCCACCGAGCCAGUGGGUCCCAGUUCCCGCGGCACCACCGGCAUGUGCACCUUUUACUUCUUCUCCUCCGGCAUCGCGAUGUUAUCUGUCAUCGCCUACAUCUUUCCAACGUGGCGAAAACUCUAUAUAGCCUCUUCCAUCCCCUCCCUCCUCUUCCUUCUCUUCAUCCUCCCCUUCAUUUCAGAGUCCCCGAGAUGGUACCUCAUUAGAGGAAGAAAAUCCGAAGCAAUGAAAGUCAUCACUGCCAUGGCUACCACCAACGGUACUCACAUCCCAAAAGGGGUUCGUCUAAUUCUAGACCAUCAAUCACCACAAUUACCACCACCACCACUGUCAUCCUUAUCAUGCAACAGCAUUCAAGAACAGGUAUUAGCAGAGGUCAACUCCUUAAGCGAGUCCCAAAAUCAAGAGAAAUUAGUCUCUGAUUCUAUCCUUCUGGGCUCACCCAAAGGAUCGACAUGCCACGCGGCGGUGGCUGGUUCGCUUGUCGACGUGAUACGCUCGCCAAUGACACGUUCGAGGUUGAUCCUAGCCGUGGUCAUCAAUUUCCUAUGCUCCGUUGUGUACUACGGCUUGAGCCUCAACGUGGUCAACCUUGAAACCAACCUCUACCUUACUGUGAUACUCAACGCCGUGGCGGAGAUGCCGGCUUUCAUGAUAACAGCGAUUUUUCUGGACCGGUGGGGGAGGAAGCCGUUGACCAUAGCGACGUUAUGGUUCAGUGGCGUGUUCUGCUUUGCUGGGAGUUUGGCGAGAAAUGUUGGGGUGUGGAAGGGUGUGAGAAUGAUGUGUGGGAUUUUGGGAAUUUUUGGAAUGGCGGGGACCUAUAAUCUGCUGUUCAUAUACACGGCGGAGCUGUUCCCGACGGUGGUAAGGAACGCUGCGCUCGGGUGCGCCACGCAGGCGGCGCAGAUGGGUGCGAUACUGGCGCCGCUGGUCGUCGUUAUUGGUGGAUCGUUUCCGUUUAUGAUUUUUGCUCUGUGUGGACUUGGUGGUGGAUUUUUCGCAUUUUAUCUGCCGGAAACAUUGAACCAGCCUCUUUAUGAUACGCUAACGGGAAUGGAGGCUACGGAAAACAGCGUUACCUCUUCCAUUGUAUGACGGUGCUUUCAUUUGUGGAUUUUUUUGUGCUACAGUUUUCUCUUUUCAAGGUGUUGUUUAUAACAGUUUUUUGUUUCGGUUGCAAUCUGUGUAUGAGUUUUGUUUUUCAUAUACUUUAUCGAUGUUUU
Vigna umbellata (rice bean) is the source of this 1948-nucleotide messenger RNA. Its product is annotated as organic cation/carnitine transporter 4. Gene Ontology annotation, molecular function: transmembrane transporter activity. Gene Ontology annotation, cellular component: membrane. Gene Ontology annotation, biological process: transmembrane transport. The record is from RefSeq and is a predicted model, not a curated record. NCBI's taxonomy places the organism in Eukaryota, Viridiplantae, Streptophyta, Magnoliopsida, Fabales, Fabaceae.